Molecule: messenger RNA, 4493 nt
Organism: Tetranychus urticae (two-spotted spider mite)
Lineage: Eukaryota; Metazoa; Arthropoda; Arachnida; Trombidiformes; Tetranychidae
Source: RefSeq, a predicted model, not a curated record
AAUAGAAAUACACAAGAUAGCACACUUUUUCGAUAAUCGAUAUUGAUUUAUAAUUUUUAUACCUUUGUUAAUGUAUACUUACCUUUGACAAUGCAAAUAUCGAAAUGACCUUAAUUAUACCGUUAUAAUUAACUUACCUCGUUAAAUGCACUCGUACCUUUGAUAAUAGACAAGUUUGAUUGAUAUUAAUGAUUAUUGUACCUUUUACAAUACAUUCUUACCUUUGGUAAUGCAUACAGUGAUUAACCUUAAAUUUUCCAUGAUUAAUGAUGUAAUGCAAUUAAAUAAGGUUAUUGCCUCGCAUUCACUUAUUUUUAACUUUAAUCUUCAAUCAAAGCAUACCUGCAAGGCAUACUGUGCUUAUCCAGAGUUAAAUAUAAGUAGAAUAAGGUCAAACUGAACUCUACCUACCUUUCAUUAUUGGGUCAUUUUAUUUUAAGUUAACAUUAUCAUUAACCUACUUUUUCACCUUAAAUACGAAAGUCUCAUUUUGGGUUGAUGCAUUUUAGUUUUAUCAUUUAACUGUGAUGGUUGAUGGUAACACAGGUUUUAUUCCUAUCAUUCACUUAGUAGCUCAUCCAGCAGGGAUUUAUGCUUAUGAAAGAUCCCGCUCAGUUAAUUCACCACGCCUUGUCACCAUAAGCGAAUCUGUUGAAAACAUGAAUGAUGCACCCGAAUUUGGUGAAUCGAUGACAAUCAUUAAUGUCACCGAACUACGACCAGUUCAACCUGUGGAAAACAAUAACAGUACUGGACAACUUUCUGAAGAACCAGUGUCAUUACAAAUGUCUGAGCUUUCACCUGUUGUGAUUCCUGAAAGUAAUGAAGUAGAUGGUAAUCAAUUGAGUCAAAGUAAUCGUGGAAAUCAUUCUGCAGCUGAAUCGAUGCCUGGCAAUGAUGUCACUGGAAUUCAUCGAGAUGGAGCAGUGGAAAACAAUAACAUUGUUGGUGGACUUUCUGAAGAGGAACGAGCAUCAUUGCAAAUGUCUGCUCUUGCAGGUGUUCCAUUUAUCGAACGUAGAAAUAUUGAUCGUAUUGAAGUUGAUGAUGGUGGUCGAAGUCAGUAUAAUCGUGAGUCAUUGAGAUCGGCAAUAAGAAAUGUAGUUGAUACAACUAUCAAUUACUUUGCGAAUCACGUGAUAGCUCGCUUCCCGCAGUAUAUGACCUUUGAAAGUCGACUUGCAACUUUUAAAGAUUGGCCAAAUCCAGCUAUUACACCAAAAGAAUUGGCUGAAGCUGGUUUCUUCUAUGCUGGAAGAACCGAUCUUGUUACUUGUUUCCACUGUGCUAAUUCAAUAUUUGAAUGGGUAAAACAUGAUAAUGCUUGGGUUAUGCAUGCACUUUUCGCACCUUGUUGUACUUUUAUUUACAUCAAGUGUGGGGUACGAUUUAUUGAAACAGCCACCAGUAGAAGUGAAUCCAACAUACCUGUAUCUGCAAAUGUUGAACCAGCAAACAGUAGAUAUACUUGUAAAAUAUGUUUGGAAAAGGAAGUCGGCUGUUGCUUCUACCCUUGUGAUCAUGCAGUAACAUGCAUAGAUUGUACACCAGGUAUCGCUACUUGUCCUCUGUGUCGCUCUUUUGUAGCAGGAGUAUUUAGACUAAAGUUUAUUGAUUAAAAAAUGUAUUAACCAUGAGAUACUUGCAAGAGAACAUUAAAGUUGUUAAUGUUGUUACUUCCUUUGAAUUGAAUUCAAAUCUUUGUAGAAAUCAAAUAAAAGAUACUUUUCAAGACAUAGAGUAUAAAAAAACAUUUCCAGGAGGUGUUCUUAAGUAUCCUGAUGGGUGUCUUCUUGUCUUUGACUCCGGAAAAAUCAUUGUAACUGGUGUUCAGAAUAUUGCAACUGCCAUUGUUUUAAUUGAUCGAUUUUGUGCAAAAUACCCUCGAGAUAUAAAGUAUACUUCUUUCAAAAUAGUUAACAUUACUGCUUGCACAAAGAUUAUUGGUGAUUUCGACUAUAACGAACUGUUACUGCAUCCAAAAAGUUCUUACACACCUGAGCUGUUUCCUGGUAUACAUCUUAAGUUGGAUGAUACAAAAGUUAUUUUCAUAAUUUUCAGAACCGGAAAAGUUAUAAUAACUGGUUUGAAGGACUAUAAAUCAAUAUUUCAUUAUUGUGAUGAAUUUGACUACAAUAUAAGGUUGAAGUCAAUAUAAAGACAACAUUUAUCAUAAAAUAAAAUUAUUAAAAAAUUGGAGAAAUGGAUGUAUCAGCUAAUCAGCAAAUUUGGUUUAAAAAAGUUCUCUUUUCUGUACAAUUGUUCGUAUUAGUUGCAAUGCUGUUCACAGCUAUAGCUAAUAUUAUACUAAAAACUGGUAAUUUAUCGCUCUGGACGGCUUUACUUGGAUCAUCUUUUGGUUUCUUACUACCUACUCCAAAAUAUCCGCGAUCCCUGAAACCUGAAACUGUAAUACAGGCAGUAACAAACCCUAUACCCAUUUGAAAAUUUGAAUGUACAAUAUAAAACAAUAAAUUUUAAUUUUUUAAACAAAAUGUCCUUUUCAAUUUAUUUGAAACACCCUUUUACAAUGUUAAUAGCAGGACCAACCGGUUCUGGUAAAACUUAUUUCAUCAGGGACAUGAUCAACAAAGCAGCAUAUAUUUGUGAUCCCCCACCAAAGUCCAUUACUUAUCUUUAUGGAGAGUACCAAAAAAUGUUUAAUUCAAUGAAUGAUGUGAAAUUCAUUGAAGGACUUCAAGAAGAAGUAAUUAGUGAAAUCGGUGGUGACGAACCACAAUGGAUAGUAAUAGAUGAUUUGAUGUUGGAAGCUGUAAAUCAAACUUUUGUUAGUAACUUGUUUACUAAAGGGUCUCAUCAUAGAAAUAUUUCAGUAAUUUUAAUCACCCAAAACUUUUUCAUGAAAGGAAAAGAGAGUCGAAACAUAAGUCUCAAUAGUCAAUAUGUGGUAUGUUUUAAAAAUCCUCGGGAUAAAUCUAUGAUUACAAACAUAGGACGUCAGAUGUUUCCAACAAAAAUUAAAAAAUUUCAAGCUGUAUUUGAAGAUGCUACGCAAGAUCCAUAUUCUUACCUCUUUAUUGAUCUGAAGCCAGACACACCUGAAAAAAUAAGAUUAUUGACGAAUGUUUUUAAUGAGAAGGAGGAACCAAUGUAUGCUUAUGUAAUAUAAGUUAUAUAAAGGAAGAAUCAUUUUUUAUGUGAAAUAAAUGUCGAUUGAAGGUGUCAACAAGUGUCUUCCGACAUUAAAAAAACUUGCUAAAGCCAAGACAAGAAAACAAAGAGAAAAAAUUUUAAAGCAAACAAAAUCUUGUACUUACUACGCAAUCUCUGAAAUAAGUAAAAAUACUCUAAACGGAAAUAUACCGGUUGAAGAUUUAUUGAGAACAAAACUUGCUCCUUACAAAUUUGAACUUCGAAAGCUUUCAAGAAAAAGUAUCCCAUUGAAGAAGAGAAAAGAAAUUAUUUUACAAAGUGGUGGAGCAUUUUUACCAGCGUUACUUUGGCCAGCAAUAUCGUAUUUAGGAGGAGAAUUGGCCAAUAAAUUUAUGCAAUGAAUGUUAUAAAUAAGAUGGUUGUGAUUCCGCAAAAAGAAUAUCAUCUUCUUAAAAGUGACGUUAAAAAUUCCAAUAAUGUGACAGCUGAUGCUGAACAGGCAAAAGUUGUGAAAAUAGAAAAGGACGAAACUGAUCCUGAAAUUAAAUUAAAAGAAUAUAAAGAAAGCUUUAGAAAAGCGGUUCAAAAAUAUGAAAAGAAAUUAUCUAAAAGACCUCAAAAGGAUAACAAAGUUGUGAAAUGUCAGACACUCAAAUGGACCAACGUGAAGAACUUUUGAAACGCCUUUAUUAUGACUUGGAUAGUCACGGUAGUUUCGGAGGUGCUAAAAGACUUUUCAUAGUUGCGAAGGAGCAUGACCCAUCGAUUGAAUUUAAUGAUGUAAAACAAUGGUUGAUGAAGCAAGAAACGUAUACAAACUUUCGGGUAAGACGGAAAAACUUUCAAAGGCUAGCUGUAUUGGUUGAUAGAAUUGAUGAGCAAUGGCAAGCAGAUCUUAUGGACAUGUCUUAUUGGUCAGGACAAAACGAUGGAGUCAAUCAUUUACUUGUUGUGAUUGAUAUACUGAGUAGAUUCGCAUGGGUACAACCGUGUAGAGAUAAAUCAGGAUCUACAAUCAUCAAUGCUUUUUCUGAAAUUUUUUCUUCAGGAAGAAAGCCUGAAAAACUACAAACGGACCAAGGAAGAGAAUUCAAUAACAACAGGUUUAAGUUUUUCUGCUCGUCUCAGGGUGUACAUUAUUUCACGACAACUGACGCUUCAAUAAAAUGUGCUUUAGCUGAACGUUUAAUACGAACAUUACGUUCUCGUAUAUACCGUUUCAUUUACCAUAAACAUACACAUCGAUACAUUGAUGACUUACAAAACAUUGUUAAUAAUUACAACAACUCUUACCACAGAACUAUUAAGACAGCUCCAAACUCUGUAACACAAGAUAAUCAACAAUCCAUCGUGCAAAAUAUUCAGCGAUCAAUAAAAAA